ACAUUAUAAAUUUUUAUUUUUUCUUCAUAAAUUAAGUGUGAAGUCACAAUUAAGAUAAAUAAGCUAAAAUAUAAGGAUUAUAUAAUACUCGGCGUAGAAUUCUUCUUUUGACACAUAGGGUGUUAUGGAUUUAAUUAGCGGUUUGGAAUGAAUAUCUAUGGAUUCCAUCAAAAUUUUGUCUCUCUUGAAAUCAUCCGUUAAUGUUUCAACAUCACUGAAACGAGGCAAACUGUUGCACCAAAAGAUUGUUAUUUCAGGCUUACAAAGCAACAUUAUUUUAUCUAAGAAUCUGAUUAACUUAUACAUCUCUUGCCAAGAUUUCCGUUCCGCUAAGCUGGUUUUUCAAAAUCUCGAAAAUCCUCUUGAUAUCACUUUGUGGAAUGGUCUCAUAGCUUCUUAUACUAAGAACCAUAUGUUCAAUGAAGCUCUUGGCCUCUUUGAGAAGCUGUUGAGAUUCCCAUAUCUUAAAGCAGAUAGUUACACCUUUCCUAGUGUCCUAAAGGCUUGUUGUGGCUUAGGAAAAGUGGAAUAUGGUCAAAUCAUACAUUCGCAUUUGAUUAAAACUGGGCUUUUAUCAGAUGUUGUUGUGACAAGUUCAGUGAUUGGGGUGUAUGGGAAAUGUGACUUUUUCGGUUCAGCCCUACAGCUGUUUGAUGAAAUGCCUGAAAGAGAUGUUGCAUGUUGGAAUACUGUGAUUUCCUGCUACUAUCAAAGUGGGCAAUUUUCCAAAGCCAUUCAAUUCUUUGAGAAGAUGAAGGAUUUGAGAUAUAUGCCUAAUUCGGUUACCUACACAGCUGCAAUCUCAUCAUGUGCAAGGCUUUUGGAUUUGGAAAGAGGGGAUAGAAUUUAUCAGGAGUUAGUGAAUGAUUCUAAGUUUCUGUUGGAUGGUUUUGUAAGUGCUGCUCUUGUGGACAUGUAUGGGAAAUGUGGCUUCUUAGACAAGGCUAAAGAGAUUUUUGAGCAAAUCCCUGCCAAGAGUUUGGUUUCUUGGAAUUCCAUCAUAUCUGGGUACAGCUUGAGAGGUGAUAGUAAAUCAUGUAUUGAGCUUUUACAGAGGAUGAACAAUGAAAACAUGAAACCCUCUCCUGUGACUUUAAGUAGCUUAUUAAUGGCGUGCUCUAAAUCUGGUCAAUUGCAGCACGGGAAGUUUCUUCAUGCAUAUAUAAUUCGAAAUAACAUAGGAUCUGAUGUCUUUCUUAAUGCUUCACUUCUUGACUUAUAUCUUAAAUGUGGCAGAGUUGAGACUGCCCAAAACAUCUUCAGUAAGAUCUCAAAGAACAAUGUGGAAGCAUGGAAUAUAAUGAUCUCUGGAUAUGUGUCAGCUGGCUACUACUUGGAGGCUCUUGCCAUCUAUAAUGACAUGAAGUUGGUGGGGAUAAAGCCUGAUGCAAUCACUUUGACUAGUGCCUUGGUAUCUUGUUCACAGUUGGCAGCCCUAGAACACGGCAAGCAGAUCCACAAGUGUAUCAUUGAUAAUAGGUUGGAAUCUAAUGAAAUUGUUAUGGGAUCACUGCUUGAUAUGUAUGCUAAAUGUGGUGCGGUAAGUGAAGCUUUUGAAGUCUUUGAUGAGUUGCCUGAGAGAGAUCUGGUAUCAUGGACUACAAUGAUUGCGGCAUAUGGAUCUCAUGGCCAAGCUUUUGAAGCGUUAAAAAUCUUUAAUGAGAUGCUGCAUUCUAAUGUAAAACCUGAUAGAGUUGCAUUUCUUGCAGUAAUUUCUGCAUGUGCACAUGCAGGAUUAGUGGAUGAAGGUUACCACUAUUUUAAUUUAAUGGUCAGUGGCUAUGGCAUCCAACCGUCAGCUGAAGAGUACUCGUGUCUAAUUGACCUUCUUGGACGUGCUGGAAGGUUGGGUGAAGCCUAUGCCAUUCUGCAGAGCAACCCGCACAUCAAGGAGGACGUUGAAUUGUUAAGCGCAUUAGUUUCAGCAUGCCAUUUGCAUGGGGAGUUAGAGAUUGGAGAAGAAAUUGCAAAGAUGCUUACUCAAAAGGAUAAAGAGGAUCCAUCCACUUACAUUGUUUUGGCAAAAAUAUAUGCUUCACAGAACAAAUGGAAUGAGAUACGCAAGCUGAGACUGAAGAUGAAGGAUCUGGGGUUGAGGAAGAAACCUGGAUGUAGUUGGAUUGAAGUAGAAAAGAGGAUUCAAACAUUCCUGGCAGAUGAUAAGUCAUUCCCGCUAGUAGACAAUGUUUAUCAAUGUCUAUCUUUAAUAAACAAUGACAUGGAAACCGAUGAAUGCUUUAGCAUUAAUAGCAAGGGAAAUGAAUACUAUUCACAGCCAACUACUUGACCAAAUCAAUCUCCUUGCUCAUAGACAUAACUUUUGUUUUUCUAAAAAUGGACAAUCAUAAUUCUGUCUCUCGCUGACACAGUGAUUAGGAAGACAUUGUUUGGUCUCUUCUGGACCUUUACCUCAUAGUGGAUAAGAGCAAGAUCCUUCAAAUUCAAAUUAACAGUUUUGAAAUAUUUAAGGUAAGCAUAUAUUUUUGGCACAUAUCCACAAGUGUAUAUGGACAUUAAGUUGGAAUAAAAUAAAAUUGAUCAUGGGGUCUUAACUACCAGAUUCCAAGCCAAGAAAGGUAAGUCGAGGAGCUCCUAUGUCUCCUUACCUCUUUAUCUUGGUUGUGGAAUAUUUAAACGGAUCAUUGAAGCUACUUAGGCAUGUCUCUGCCUUCAAGUAUCAUCCAAAAUGUACCAAGAUGAAAUUGGUGCGUAUCUUUGAUGUACCAUGUCUGGUUUUGAAAGAAACAAUCGAAGGUUUAAUCAAGUGGCAAGGGAGAGUAAAAAAAAAGAGUCAAAGAGAUCAUAUUGGAGCUGCAUAUUGUAGGACGGAGACAACUCAAGUGGAGGAGUACUAGAAAAGCUUAAUACCUUUCCCUUUCAAAAGAGUCCAAAUUUUUUUCCUACAAUGAUUCAGACCCUUCCUAGAAGGUGCUGAGUUCUUAUUAAUUGAUUGUAGUCCUUUGAUUACAGCUGUUGUUAUUUGAUUAUUUUUUGUAGGAACUAACUCUAGAGUUCAGUGAGUUAGUUCUUUAUAUUGCUUUACUUGGUCAACUUUACCCUUUAUUAAAUUAUGAGGUUAUUUAUACCCUCACUGCUAGCAAACUUAUUAAAUAUACCCUUCAAAUUAACAAUUUUCACAAUCUUACCAAAAUUGCCCUUUAAAAUUGAAAUUGCCCCUUCCACUAUUUAAUCCGAUCAAUUAAUUAAUUUAAUACCCAAAUUUCAUCCGUUCAAUGAAGUUCUUAUAGAAAUUCCUGCAAUACAACAACAACAAAC
This is a messenger RNA of Capsicum annuum, 3276 nucleotides long. RefSeq names its product pentatricopeptide repeat-containing protein At5g27110-like. Gene Ontology annotation, cellular component: intracellular membrane-bounded organelle. Gene Ontology annotation, molecular function: protein binding; RNA binding. The record is from RefSeq and is a predicted model, not a curated record. The transcript has a single exon. Gene Ontology annotation, biological process: RNA modification. Bases 158 to 2287 code for a protein of 709 amino acids. Lineage: Eukaryota; Viridiplantae; Streptophyta; Magnoliopsida; Solanales; Solanaceae.